AUGGCAAGUGGGGAUAGCAACUUGGAUAAAGGACAGCAUGUCAAUCCUGACCUAAGUCGGCUGGAAGCAGGACUAAACGACAGUUACAACACUUCUAACUCAUGGGCAAACAGCAAUCACAGUCUGAGCAGCACGAAUGCGGGAGAUCUUGGAGGCGAAGGUGGCAGCCAUCCAACCUCAGGACCUCCCUCAGAUAACAAUGCCGCGGACGAUGCGUAUCAAGAGCAGCGACCAAAGCCUGCUUGGUCGAAGGUCAUUAAUUGGGUAAAGCAGAAGGAGAAAGUUCGACCUUUUCGAUUGUCCAACCUCAGGCCUUCGACAUCUUUCUACAACAAAUUCGAGGAGGGUUCGGUGGCCAGUCAGGAGAAGCCGUCCGGUGCCGAUCAUGUGCCUGAACACCCACACGAAGGCAGUGAGGAUGCAGAAGCUCCAUCGCACGUCUAUACCCAGGCUGCGACGGAAACAGUACAUACCUUCUUGCGUCAGGAUUCAACAUAUCAGGGGGCGACAAAGUACGUUCAUUUCCUUUCCUCGCACCAUCUCGAAGCUAAUUGCUACAGCCUCGAUCAUGAAGAACGACAGGUUGACCAACACGUAUAUGACGUGGAUUACGUACCUACACCUGAGCAAUACAAGCCUGGUCUCUUUGGGGCCCUCCUUGCUUAUAAACUCAACCACAUGCAGCAAGGCUGGCCUAACAACCAAAAGCAACCACACAGCCGCCCAGGAGGACAGACGCAGCAUGAUCCGAAAGGUCACCAUCACUCUCAGUCACUCACAACGUCACUUCCCAGUUCUGGCACAGCGACACCCUCCAAAAGGGUCAAAUGGUACGAGAAGCCUGAACAGAGCAACCCAACUGCCACGGCCUUGAUGCAAGCAGCUCUCACAUCCACAGGGCCGAGCGUGGCAGGAAUGGGCGCCCUCCCUCGCCCUCGGACGAUGCGCCCUAAAUCCGCCGAUAUGAUCUCCACGGCCGUCGACAUCAUCACACACGGAAAACACCAUCAUAACCGGCGUAGCGGCGCGUACAGCACAAGCACGCUUGACAAUCACGUGGGCCUCAUCACUGAGGUCGCCGAUAUCAUCGCCCGGAGGGACUAUUUGAUCAAGCUGUGCGGCGCCUUUAUGGAAUACGGCGCCCCCACUCAUCGCAUGGAAGAAUACCUCAGUGCCUCGGCUCGUGCGUUGCUCAUCGACGCCGACUUUCUGCACAUCCCAGGUGCCAUGUUCUGCACUUUUGCCGACCGAACCAUCCACGCCAACAAUGUCGACAUUGUCCGAAAACGCUCCGGGCUUGAUUUUGCACGCCUGAGGGAUGUGUUCAACGUUUACAAGUGUGUCAUUCAUGACAAACUCACCGCGGAGGAAGGCAUUCGAGAGAUCGACAAUAUUCGCAGACGACCCGAUACCUACUCGGAACUAUUUCGCAUCUUGAUGUUCGGUGUGGCGUCAGUUGUGGUCGGGCCCUUUUCCUUCCAGAGUCGCCCUAUUGAUUUUGGACCUAUUUUCCUUCUCGGUUGCGCAAUUGGGUUCAUGCAGGUCAAGAUCGUCCCGCGGUCCGAACACUUCAGCAAUGUGUUCGAGGUCUUUGCGUGCGUGUUUGCCGCGUUCAUUGCCCGGGCGCUGGGGUCGAUCCAAUACUCUAAUGGGCAGUACAUCUUCUGCUUCUCGGGCAUAGCGCAGAGUAGCAUCGCCAUGAUCCUCCCAGGAUUCAUGAUGCUGAAUUCCGCCCUCGAACUGCAGAGUCGAAAUCUGAUUUCUGGUUCGGUACGUAUGGUUUACGUGAUUGUUUAUGUUCUCUUUCUCGCAUUCGGCCUACUCAUUGGCACCACCGUCUUCGGGCUGAUCAAGCGUGACGCCGUCUCCUCCACUACCUGCGACAUCCCGCCCUGGUUCGCCGCAGAUAUGAAUUGGAAGUUGAUACAUACGCGCUUUAUCUGGGCUCCACUGUUCGCUUGUUGCGUGGGACUCAUCUACCAAGCCUUGUGGCGGCAGUUGCCUGUCAUGGCUUUGAUUGCCGUCUGUGGCCAUCAAGCCAACUUCUGGAUCUCCACCCAGCUUUCCAGCAACCCGCAAGUCGCAAACGCCAUCGGCGCCUUCGCCAUCGGCUGCAUCUCCAACUUGUACUCGCGGCUUUUCCAUGGCCAAGCAGCAACCGCCAUGCUCCCGGCCAUCUACUGUCAAGUUCCCGGUGGUCUAGCCUCCUCGGGAUCACUGGUCGCGGGCGUCGUCUCUGCCAAUGAGAUUUCUGGCAACAGCACCGCGAGUGCUCAGAAUUCGAGUAAUGGAUCCGACGGGACAAUCUUCACCGUUGGGUACAGCAUGGUUCAGGUUGCCAUUGGUAUCAGCGUGGGGUUGUACCUGAGCGCGUUGGUCGUGUAUCCCUACGGCAAGAGAAAAAGUGCAUUGGGAAGCUUUUGA
Fonsecaea nubica is the source of this 2424-nucleotide messenger RNA. RefSeq lists its product as hypothetical. Gene Ontology annotation, biological process: transmembrane transport. The record is from RefSeq and is a predicted model, not a curated record. Lineage: Eukaryota; Fungi; Ascomycota; Eurotiomycetes; Chaetothyriales; Herpotrichiellaceae. The coding region runs from base 1 to 2424 and encodes 807 amino acids. Gene Ontology annotation, molecular function: transmembrane transporter activity. The transcript has a single exon.